AUGAGAGAUUUCUAUCCACAAUGGCAUGACAUGCAGAUUUCAAUUCGUGAAGUAACUGACGAGAAUGCAGAAACUGAUGUAUCAACGACAAUUGACACCGAAAAUCCUGAGCUAGUGCAAUCUUCUUCUAAUAGUUCUUCUUCGGAAGACAGCACUCCCAUUGUCACAUUUCCAUCAGAUGACCACCCGGUGGCUAAUGUUCCCAAUAAAAACAGUUAUGAGAUAGUUUUCAAAGCGUUGGAGCAGGCAGAGUCGGUGUAUAGUUACUGGAGUUCUCAUCGAGAACAUAUGAAAUUCCCAAUUCCAAAUUUCCCAUCAGUUGCAAAUGAAUGUGCUCGAGAGUAUCGCAAACAUUUCCGUGACACGUUUCGUCCGAAUUGUUAUAGAGCUCUAACUGGAGUUCGUUCCAGAACUAUUACCAAAUGUCCUAUGACUCAUAUUGAGUCAAAAUAUAAGAUAUGCGGUACUUCUCCUCUGAAAUACCAUCUACCUCUGUCUGUGCAAGAAGCGUUUUAUGAAAACAGACGUAGCCAGCGAUGGGUUCCUAUUUCUCGGCGUAGUCCUUGUCGACGACGAGACCCUCGAAGAAGAAGUAUGCAAGGCUUUUCAUAUAAUAUUGAGUUGUCCACCGUUAAUGAAGCCGAUAAUGAAUGUGACACUGAACACAGACUAUUAGAAAAUUUCUCAGCGUUAAGCACAAACCCCUCUUUGUACAAAGAUAUUCAAGUCCCCAGAAAUGCUCUAGCCAUACAAGGAGCCCCAAGGCCCACCAAUUACUCAGAUUUCGAAGAAGAGUUGUGUCUUCGGCUCAAUCAGUUACCGGUAGUUGAACACGAUCCUGACAUAAUCCGAUCUCUCCGAAAAAGUUUGCAAUCUUUCCAUUUCAGUAAUAAAGCUCAGAAAGAGUAA
Auanema sp. JU1783 is the source of this 909-nucleotide messenger RNA. NCBI's taxonomy places the organism in Eukaryota, Metazoa, Nematoda, Chromadorea, Rhabditida, Rhabditidae. The record is from the annotation of a GenBank genome assembly.